ACAGCUCUAUUGCUAUUCAUUUUUGAUCCUUUCAAUGUCGUCUCGUCUUGAGCAGGAACAUUGAAUGUUAACCGAUAGGAAUUAAGACUUUUUAUCAAAAAUACUGGAUUUAUUAAGAAGAUAAGCCUUUAUUUUCCCAUCCAGUACUAUAAGGCUCGUGCAAAAUGGACAGUCUGUACUUGACAGCUCUCCAGGACGACCACUUGUCGUUGCAACAAAUGAUGGACGACGAUUUAAAGAGAGAGAUGGACAUAGACGAAUGCUUCAGUUUUGGCGGGGAUUUGCCAUCCUUAGCACUGGAGGACUCUCUAGAUUGUAAGUGGGAGUUUGUGGAUAACGCAACAUCAGUGAGCAACUUGUUGAGUCGCCACACUCCGUUGCAUUCUCCGAGCUUUGACUCAAACCUUUGGUACACCCCUGGAGGCAGCAGCAACUCCAACUUUACACCUGUGUUGGACAAUGAUCCUGCAAAUAGGAUGGUCAAUCCAAACUCCGUGAUACCUCUCAACUCAUUGUCGCCGACACCGAUGGUGAUUGAGCCCAAAGUUGAGCCCGUUGAGGAUGUUCUCAACUCUGAACCUGUUAACAUGAAGGCUGAGACAGAUGCUGAGCCGAUUGUUCCACAGCAAAUAACCUUCACCACUGCGACGCAGUUGCCUGCCAGAGCAAAGAUCUCAAACAAGGGUAUCAGUCUUGUGUGUAGUAACACCAAUACUCCAUUCACCUUCGUGAAGACUAACACAUUUAACAUCUCCAACAACACACUUUCCAUCAAUGAAGGAAUGGCAACUAUUCGGUGCCCUCCAAGGCCAAACAAGUCCGUGCAGCCUAAUCCUGAUGAAAAAGUCUAUCCAAAGCCAGCUUAUUCCUACUCAUGCCUCAUUGCACUAGCGCUCAAAAACUCUGCCAGCGGCAGCUUGCCCGUGUCCGAAAUUUACAAUUUCAUGUGUGAACACUUCCCGUACUUCAAAACUGCUCCUAACGGCUGGAAGAAUUCUGUCCGCCACAACCUUAGUCUGAACAAGUGUUUUGAGAAAAUCGAGAAGCCGUCCGGCAACGGCAGCCAAAGGAAGGGGUGUUUAUGGGCCAUGAAUCCAUCCAAACUGUCUAAAAUGGACGAGGAGGUGCAGAAGUGGUCACGAAAAGACCCUCAGGCCAUUCGCAGAGCAAUGGUUAUUCCAGAAAAUUUGGAGAUGCUCGAACGUGGUGAGAUGAAGCGUGAUGUUCCUAGCGGCGAUGACACUGAGGAGGACGAAGACGAGGAACUGCCAUGCUCUAUCUCUCCUCCUAACGAGAGACAAUUCACUCCUCCUGCAGUGGAUGAAAAUGAGGACAAUGACCCCAUUGAAACCAGCAUCAAAACUGAAAAUGAGUUUGUAGACAUAAGCUAUUUGGAUGAGCUGGAUGAGAAUGACAUUCCCGAGUUUGACCUUGAUGUAAAUGACGGGUUGUACGAAGAAAUGGAAGAGGAGGAGGAGAAGCCCUGUAUAACCAAAGUUGAGGCUCCCAUCAUCACGAAUCAAACGACCAAAAUCCAGGGAAACUACAUUUACAAAACGACUCCCAUCACCAGGCCGAUAGCCACUGCUCCAAUCAGUAGCUACAUUUGUAAGCCGACCGCUAAUGGCACAGCUGUGCGCAUUAGGAAAGUGCAGCCGGCCAUCCUGCUAUCAAGCGUCAAACGCCAUUAGCCUUCCUUUGAAGCUGAACUUCUGAUUCGAUUUGGUUGUUAACAACUAUAGGGAAUAACCUUUUAUAACGUUAGUCAUAAGCCACAGGAGCCACUUUUCUAAACACUACUGCUGUAUUUUUUAAAUUCUUUCUGUAUAUAGUGGUAGCCGCGACAUCAUCUCUCUUUGUUUGGUAAAUUUUCUCCCAACUUAUGUACUUGUGCUCACAGUUUUUCACAAUUCAAAAUUAUCGUGAUUGAGUGAAGGAAAGUGCAGGUGGUAAAAUUCUCUGUCAGAUUUGUGGUUGUUGAUCGUAGAUACAAGGUUUUCAUUCUUUUGUAAAUUCACUAGAUCGUUCAGUACAAACACAGUCAGGGCAAACUUGCUAACACCACCGCAUUGAUGUACAUUUUUUUAACCAUAUAUACAUUACUAUUAUUGUUCGUUGGUUUAUUGGUGGAAUACUUGAUUGGAAUGGUUGUUGUGCAGUAAUGAUGGGCAUAUCUGACUUUUGAAUGCUGCCGAUUAGCACAACUUAAAGCGGCAGUAGCUAGUCGUGAUCAUUUCUCAAUAUUUUUUGUGCAACUCAGUCAUGCUGUCAUGAAGGAAACAACUUCCGAGGGCUGUUUGGACUUUUAAUAAGGCUGCUUAAAGUGCACAAUUUUUUCCAAUUGGCAAUCCCAUAGAAUUGUGAAAGGAAAAGGCUUUGAGAAACGCGGUGAGACUGGAUUUUUAUAAAGACGUUUGCAUACCCCCACCCCCCUCAAGUCCAAGCCCUCUUCUAUGCAUUUAUUUAAUACUUGUUCAUGAAAAUUGAGUCUCCCUGUACUUGGGUAGCAAUAACCCUUUUCAACCACACAAACACAUUUGUUGCAGCUUUCAUGAUGGUAUGCGCAGCAAAGUGUGCUAGCUAAAGUAAUCGGUAUAGAGAGUCAAAUGCUCUUGUAAAUAAAGUACAGGGCAGAAAAAAAUGUAGUUGUAAGCUUGAAUUAGAUACUCAGUCAUGUCCAGAGAUUGUCGGUAUACAUAAAUUAUUCCGAAUCACUUGUUUUAACAUUUUGAUUUUCUGCAGAAUUUAAAAACUUGCUACCAGAGAAAAUCUGUGCAAUUCACCUAUACCAGGGUCAAUAACAUGUGUAAAUAGAUUAAUUCCGCCGGAGUAGUGCAGGUGCCGACCCAUAUGUGAAAUUAUGAACUAUUUGUUGCAAAAAAGUUCCACUUGGAACAGCCCAAGUUUCUUUUAAUUUUUAGUUCCAUGCGCUUUUGUAUAAAAUGCAUAGUUUAGUAAUAGAAACUGUAAAUUUCUAAAUAAAAUAUUUUUAAAAUGUCAA
Molecule: messenger RNA, 3001 nt
Organism: Neocloeon triangulifer
Lineage: Eukaryota; Metazoa; Arthropoda; Insecta; Ephemeroptera; Baetidae
Gene: jumu
Product: forkhead box protein A2-B
Exons: 8
Coding region: 165-1691 (508 amino acids)
Biological process (GO): regulation of transcription by RNA polymerase II
Molecular function (GO): transcription cis-regulatory region binding; DNA-binding transcription factor activity, RNA polymerase II-specific
Source: RefSeq, a predicted model, not a curated record